Talaromyces stipitatus ATCC 10500 is the source of this 1554-nucleotide messenger RNA. Its product is annotated as mitochondrial carrier protein, putative. Gene Ontology annotation, molecular function: L-ornithine transmembrane transporter activity. The record is from RefSeq and is a predicted model, not a curated record. Gene Ontology annotation, biological process: mitochondrial L-ornithine transmembrane transport. Bases 205 to 1401 code for a protein of 398 amino acids. Lineage: Eukaryota; Fungi; Ascomycota; Eurotiomycetes; Eurotiales; Trichocomaceae. The transcript has 4 exons.
AUGUCAACUGACUACAAACUGCGAACAUUCUUUCUAGUAUAUACGUUGCUUCCUUACUCGUUUCAAGCGCUAUGUCAUUCUGACAUCUUGUAGCGCACUUCUCUCACUAUGCAAGCCAAUAUUAUCGCCGGUGUACAAAUAUGCAGCGAGUAUACGAAAAGCCCGAAUCUCCUUUAAUACGAACUCGACCGGAUCUUGAAUAAGAUGGCUUCGUUGCUCAACCCGAGAGUUGCUGAGGCUACCGAUUCAGAUAAUGACGGUUACCGCCAAAAUCCGCGUUCUAAUGCUGCUACUGGAGCGUCUGCGGCAGGUACUCGUGCUCUCAGUGCACAGCUUAUAGCAUUUUACUUUCGAGCACCUGUCAAAGCGUUUUUUCGCACUCGUGUUGACUAUAUGGCGUUUCCCCGAGCAAUAAACCCUCGAAUUCAAGAAAAGAAGUGGUCGUUUCAUACAACUACGCCCGGAUUAAUCGCACAUGCUGUGCGUGUUCAUGGCUGGUCGUUCUUGCCGAAUCAAGUACUUCCACCUCUACUUGCCAACACUACCGUCGGCGCUAUCCUCUACGUUUCCUAUCUACAAGCUUUAGGAGCCCUACAUCCCCCAGCGAAGGAAGGAAAAGGAAGGAUCUAUCCACCGCCACCUCCUACAAGCACCUUUGCAGCAGGAUUUUUAGCGGGUGUUAUACAGUCACUAAUUGCGGCCCCUCUGGAUGCUCUACAAGUUCGGUUACAUACAAGCGGUGUACUGGAAGGACAAUAUCAGAGUAUGUGGGAAUAUGGCUGGAAGAAAUUAAGAGAGAUAGGGGUCCGUGGCAUAUUUGCAGGGUGGUCGCUCUCCCUGCUGCGCGACUCUUUCGGGUAUGCCGCCUUCUUCACCUCUUUUGAAUAUGUUAAAUCGCAGGCAUACUACUCCUAUAUCAUUUGGUAUUAUGGAAGUCUACAACGGAAAGACCCUUCGAAGAUGGCAGCUCUUCAAGAAUACGAGAAGACAACCAUCAAGCCGCACUAUGCCCUUGAGCCCUGCUUCCUUUUAGGCGCAGGGAUUGCUGCGUCUCUCUCGCAGCAAAUCAUUCAAUAUCCUAUCGGCAUCAUCCAGGAUUUGCAUUACGGCCGUUUGGAAUACUUGGAUCACCAAGCUAGACUGCGUCACCCGCGCCCUCAAAUGUUGAAACACUACUAUCACGCCUACCAAGAGACUUUCAAGCGCUGUCAGAAGAGAGCCAGCAGAAGCGGAGGUUGGAUGCGAUGGCUAUACAAAGGGUUUUUACGCAACAGCAUUCGUCAGGUGCCCAGUACCAGUGCGGGUCUUGUGAUUUUUGAGCUUAUGCGAAGAAAGUAUGCCACUGCGGCUGACACGGUCCUUAUUGAGAAGGAUGGUUUUGAUAUCCUCCUGACCAAUUAGGGCCAGGACUGACUAUAAGUAUUCGGAACAGCAUCGUCUGCAUAUAUUUUUUCUGGACAGGUCUAUUUGACAUCGUGAUGUCCUCCACGACUACAAACAACACAUGUAUCAUAAAAUGCUAGAUAGAUAUAUAAACUUUCUGAAAACAACUUC